AUGCUCUGGGUUUUGAACAGGCUGCUAAUAAUAAUGCUGCUGAUGAUAAGGAUGAUGUCUCAGCUUUCUUCUCUUUUCAUUUUGCUAAGAAAUGAUGAGAUUACAGCAAAGGAUGUCCUCAAUCAUACAGACUGGUCCUUGAUUCACAAUACCAAAUCCUUCAAGGACAUUGCCUUUCUAUGUAUUGUGACUGCUAUCAUUGCAGAGCACUCUUUUUUUCUGUGGAAACAGAAACCUUCAAAGUCCACUGCCCCCUUUGAAUCAGCCAUUCAAAAGUUCAACUUGUCUGCUGACGUGGCAAAAAUCAAUACUGCCAUUGUGGAGGCCUCUCAUAUGAAAACCAAGGACCAAAAGAAACAGGCCCUUGUAAAGAUUGCUAUGGACAAUCGUCUUUCCCACCUUCCCAGAAUUUCAUAUAUGCAGCACAUGUCUCUAGUUACCACCCAUUAUGAUGCACCUUUUGCCUUGUUGUUCCCAAAAACAUAG
Laccaria bicolor S238N-H82 is the source of this 486-nucleotide messenger RNA. RefSeq lists its product as uncharacterized. Bases 1 to 486 code for a protein of 161 amino acids. The transcript is spliced from 18 exons. NCBI's taxonomy places the organism in Eukaryota, Fungi, Basidiomycota, Agaricomycetes, Agaricales, Hydnangiaceae. The record is from RefSeq and is a predicted model, not a curated record.